Messenger RNA from Sceloporus undulatus (fence lizard), 2667 nucleotides. RefSeq names its product TNF receptor associated factor 1 (gene TRAF1). Gene Ontology annotation, molecular function: zinc ion binding; tumor necrosis factor receptor binding; ubiquitin protein ligase binding. Gene Ontology annotation, cellular component: plasma membrane signaling receptor complex; cytoplasmic side of plasma membrane. The transcript is spliced from 8 exons. The record is from RefSeq and is a predicted model, not a curated record. NCBI's taxonomy places the organism in Eukaryota, Metazoa, Chordata, Lepidosauria, Squamata, Phrynosomatidae. The coding region runs from base 435 to 1883 and encodes 482 amino acids. Gene Ontology annotation, biological process: positive regulation of JNK cascade; regulation of apoptotic process; tumor necrosis factor-mediated signaling pathway.
GGAUGAGCUGGGAAUCGAACCGUGGUCUUCGGAGACGUAGCCCAACACUCAAACCACUACAUCACUGUGGGUCUCAAUAUAUAUACUGAGGACAGUUAAACUGGUCCCAAACCGGAUCAGUUCUGCAGUGCAGAUGCAGCCUGGGUUUCUUUCUUUUGUUUCAACCUCUUUCUCAAAGGGGAAUUUUUGCAGCCGCAUUUCCUGCCUCUGCAGAAACUUCAUUUCUCUUUCUCUCUCUGAAUCUGAAAAGGGUUUGGGUUUUGUUUUUAUUAACAAAAUUCAGCACCAGGGCAGAGGAAAAGCAAGAGGAGGAGAAGGCUGGGAAGAGGGAGAGAGGCUCAGCAAAGGCAGCCUCCUUUCCCUUUUGUUGCAAAGGAGAGCAGAAAAAGCAGAGUGCAGCAGGGCGUUUGCACAACAUCUGCAGCAGAUGCGGCAUGGCUGAGAGAUGCGGCAGUGGAAGCCAAGAAACCGGGGUCCCCCCUCCAUCAUCUUCUGCUGAGGAAGGGAACAAGGUGACUUUGGGGGACCCACAGAGCCCUGGCCAGGCCUUGCCGGAGUCCCAAUGGCCUUGCAGUCGAUGCAAAGAAGAGAUGGAGGAAGGAUGCUUGCAAAGCCAGGAUUGCAGCGCUUGCCUGCCUUUGAUUGCAAGAAACAAUCACAACCCAGUUUCUCAGAGCUGCAAGGAGGAGGAGAACUCAGGCAACCUAGACGCACAAAGCUUAUUGGUUGCAAAGGCUUUGAGUGAUGCUGCCAUUCCCAAGGAGAUAUCGGGAUACGCUGUGCAUUGCGGGAUCCCGGGAUGCAGGUGGAUGACAUUACCAAAGAAUCUGGAAAAUCUUACAGUGGUGUCCACAAGGGAGGAAGCCUGUCGCUUUUCCAGGAUCGGAUGCUCCUUCAAGGGGACCACGGAAGACAGAAAAGUGCAUGAAGCAGAUGCCACCGGGCUCCAUUUAAAGCUGCUUCUCAAACAUGUGAAGCAACUAAAGGCACAAUUGUGCCCCACAGACGAUGGGGUGAACACUUGGCUGACGGACGCCAAGGUUUUAACCAGCAUCUGUUUUGAUGUCAUGCCUGAGAGGCCUUUGAAACCGGACUCUCUUUCUGAUUUGCCUUUGUAUGAAGAGGAGACACACCGGCAAAUGCCUUUGAGGAGGGCACAGAGGGUCUCUUUACUGGAAAGUAAGCUGCAGGUGUUUGAAAACAUUGCGUCCGUCCUGAGCAAAGAGAUGGCCACUUCUCGCCAGAAGUUUGUGGCCCUUCGGGGACAGAGGGGUCUUGACCAGGAUAUGAUCCGUGGCCUCGAAUUGAAGGAACAAACUCUGCCUCCUCUUUCCAAGAUCGCUGAUCUUCAGCGCUGUCUCGUCCAGAAGGAUGCUGCCCUCAGCAAGCUGGAGGAGAGACUCCAUUCAUCCAAGCAAGCUUCCUACGAUGGUACCUUUCUCUGGAAGAUUACAGAUGUCCACCACAAGUCCUACGAAGCUGUAUGCGGGAAGAUGCCCAGCUUCCAGUCCCCAGCUUUUUACACUUCCAGGUAUGGUUACAAACUAUGCAUGAGGAUUUACCUGAAUGGGGAAGGGAGAGGCAAAGGAUCGCACGCCUCCCUCUUUCUGGUGCUGCUCAGAGGGGACUACGAUGCUCUGCUCCAGUGGCCUUUUGCACAAAAGGUCACGUUGAUGCUGCUCAGUCAAAACAACACCGAACAUCUUGUGAACACGCUCCAGCCAGAUCCGGCAUUGCCUUCCUUCCAGAGGCCAGUGGCAGAUAUGAACGAAGCCAGUGGCUUUCCAAAGUUCAUCUCUUUGGCUAAAUUGCAGUCACCAAAAUAUGCCUAUAUAAAAGAGGGCACCAUUUUCCUCCGGUGCAUCACCCAAACCUGUCCAUGAAUCUUCCUCCUGGUGGUUUGAAAGCCAUGGCUGGUAGGAAAGCAAAACAUUGGAACAUCUCAGAGCUUGGUCAUGAAUCCAUUCGCUAAUAGUCAAGACUGUAUGAAAGAGCUGAUACUGGUUGAGAUGAAAACAGCAGUUGGCGGAUAUGGAUCAAAAGAAUUGGCAAUGGUUUUGGACUCUCCAUGGGAGCAUGGCUAUAGAGGGACUCUCACAACCAAAAUUGACCAUACCAAUAUUGAUAAUGUUGCAUGAUUAAGAAGGCGGCUUUUCAGCUCCAUCAGGGUAGAUUUUGCCCCUGCAAAAGGCUUGGUUUGCCCUCCACAGUCAUUCCUCACAUUGAAAGGGUACAGCUACCGUACGAAACCAUCUGCUUCGGGAUGAACCUUGUGCUUCCAGCUUCCUUGCCUCUAAUCUCUGUCUGUGUGUCACGAGUUAAGUUUCUAGUCCAGUGUGUGGAAGAAAGUUGUCUGUCUUGUUUUAAUGUCUAGCUUAAAGGUUCCCUUCCAUCUGCAAAGGAAAGUAAAGAGCGUAUGCUGCAAGGUGACAAAAGUGCCACUUUUUGUCGACGUGCCAUUCUUGUAAAUGGUUGUAAAUGCCAGAUUGCAAAGCCAAGAGGGGAGAGAAAAGUUGUGUUAUAUUUUUUGUCGGGGUUGCAACAAAAGUUAUGUUUUGUUUGGGUUGUUGGGAGAUGUCUAGUUCCAGGGUUAAGAAAGUGCAGCCCAUGGGCCACAUGUGUCCCUAUCUUCUUCUUAGGGUUCCCACGGCCCCUGCUACCCACAAG